Medioppia subpectinata is the source of this 2208-nucleotide messenger RNA. NCBI's taxonomy places the organism in Eukaryota, Metazoa, Arthropoda, Arachnida, Sarcoptiformes, Oppiidae. The record is from the annotation of a GenBank genome assembly.
GACAAGCUCUCGAAGAACUCGUCCCAAUUGGAUCUGCUGUUGGAACUGUUGGACCUCCAGAAAGAGAUGGUGAUUAUGAUGUUGUCGAUGCUCGAGGGAAACGUUAUGAACGGCACGAUCGGUAAACAAAUGGUGGACACACUCGUGGAGAGCGCCGCCAAUGUUGAGAUGAUUCUCAAGUUUUUCGACAUGUUUCUCAAACUCAAAGAAGUGAUCACUUCCGCCGCGUUUCAGGAGAUCGACAAGAAGAACAUCGGUUGGGUGACCGCCAAAGACUUCCAGAAGGCGAUGGAACAGCAGAAGAUCUACGCGCCGGAAGAGAUCCAAUACCUGAUGUCGUGCUGUGAGCCCAACCACGACGGCCUCAUCGACUACCGCGAGUUCACCGAACGCUUCCACAAUCCGGCCAAAGACAUCGGCUUCAAUCUGGCCGUCCUGUUGACCAACCUAUCGGAACACAUGACAAACGACCCGCGACUGCAGCGGUUCCUCGAGACGGCCUCAUCGGUGCUCAACUAUUUCGAGAACUUCUUGGGCCGCAUAGAGAUCAUGGGUUCGUCCAAACGGAUCGAAAGGAACUUCUUGGGCCGCAUAGAGAUCAUGGGUUCGUCCAAACGGAUCGAAAGGGUGUACUUCGAGAUCAAAGAGGAGACCAUUAAUCAGUGGGAGAAACCGCAGAUCAAAGAGUCGAAGCGCGCGUUCUUCUACUCGAUUGUCACCGAAGGCGGAGAUAAGGAGAAGUUGGAAGCGUUUGUCAACUUCUGCGAAGACGCCAUCUUUGAGAUGCAACACGCGAGCAGUAUAUCCAUGGAGGACGACGAAGAGCCCACCAAAGCAGGUGACUACCCCUACCCGGGCAGCGAAGAGGCGCCCGCGUCGUCACUGGAACCGAUCCGAAACCUAUUCCGAUACGUAUGGCUACGACUGUGCAAACUGUUCGGUCACCUCAAGCCCUCAAAUCUGCGCAAACAGUGGCAACGACUCAAAGAGAAGACAUACUUCGAGCUGUUUAUCGGCUUUUUUAAGCUCACAUUCGGUUCGCUGUUUUUGGGCGGAUAUACCAUAUAUUACAUCAACAAAUGUGUCUUCAAAUUCAUACUCAAACUCAUGACCGGUGAGCCGAUCGCCGGCGGCGACGGUUACGGACCCGACGACUACGAGUACGAGUACGACACCGGCGGCACCGAUAAGGCGCUUAUGCCGGCCGGCGGUUCGCCCUCCGCCGCCGCCGCGGCCCAGACUCCACUCCCGGACACAACGCGUAUGGCUAUUAUGAGUGCCGAAGACAGCGCCGCGGCUUCAGUAGCGACUGAUGGUGUCGGCGAUCACCAGCCAAACGGACAGUUGCCCGACGGCGACAGUCCGAUGGCUGACGGCAAGCACAGGACGAACGGCGAUCUUAAGGCUAUGGACGGCGAGGCUGUUGUCGCCGCUGAAGAUCAGGAAACGGCUGGCGCUGAAGAACAGAUGAUGGCGGCCGAGUCCCCGCCUCCGACGGCACCGCCUAUGGUUCCCGUCGAAGACGCCGGCGGUAACGGCGGAGCCGGUGGUAGCGGUAAAGCGACGGCCGACGCACCGGUGGUGAACUCUAUGCCAAAUGUGGCCAACUAUACGAAGCGAUUUGUGUAUUGGUUGGCCAGAAAUCUAUACACAUUUAAAAAGAUCGCUCUGUUUAUGGCGUUUAUCAUCAAUUUGAUGCUUCUCUUCUACAAAGUGACCAGUUUUAUACCCGACGGCGACGGCGGCGACUCCGACGGCACCGAUGCCGGCGAUGACGGCUCGGCUGAGGCGGCGGUCGAUGCCGUGGCCGACAUUAUAGAGGAGGUGACCACUGCGGCGGCCGAUCUAUUAACAGGUGGCGACGGAGGAGGAGAUCCGGGCGGCGGUGACGACGACGGCGACGACAACGUGAUCGAGUGGCUCCAGAUGGAGGAGGGCUGGUACUACUUGGAGCCGGUGCUCCGCGGGCUGGCGCUGCUCCACUCUCUGCUCUCGUUUUGUAUGCUAAUCGCGUACUACAACCUCAAAGUACCACUCAUUAUCUUCAAGCGGGAGAAAGAGGUCGCGCGACUCAUGGAGUUUGACGGCCUGUAUAUCAGCGAACAGCCCGAAGACGACUACCGGGCCCAGUGGGACAAACUGGUGAUCAGCACCCGGAGCUUUCCCGUGAAUUACUGGGACAAGUUUGUGAAGAAGCGCGUGCGGGCC